AUGAAGACUUCCCUACGUCGUCGUAAAACACUUUUAGCUUUCGGUUGCAAAGACGACGGAGACGAUUCUCCACCGUUUCUUGUCCCUGAAGAAGAUGAAGAUAAAGAAGAAGAGAUCUGCUAUAUCGGCAACUGCGACGCUUCCCGUAUCUCACUUACAUGCGACGGUUUGAUCUGCAUCCCAGGGUCGGAUUCGAUCCAAGUUUGUAACCCGGCGACUCGAGUGUCCCGGCGGUUCCCUACCGGAGAAUGUCUCGUCUCAACUAGGAUCUUACUUCAUGGAGUAACCGGGCGUAUCCCCGCUACAUCUCUUUUGCACCGUCAAAGAUAUUUAGAUCAUGAACACGUGCCUAAGUUUCCGACGACAAGAAGCUCGUUUGGAUUCGGUAAAGAUGAAGUUACGGGUGAGUAUAAGGUCGUUGAGCUACGUGGUCAUCCUCGUGCCUCGCUCAUCGUUGGGAAUGCAAUGUUCUUGAUCUUCAAACCAGGCGGUGGAGACACGUCAACAUCGUUCCUUAUAGGGUUUUUGUCAAGGAAAGAUCCGUUUAUGUCAAUGGUUCCGUCCACUGAGUUUAGAGUCGUCUCCCACCCUAACCCGAUCUAUACUUCAGACGAUGGCGGCACUCCUUAUUUCUCUGAGCUUAUCGUCCUUCGAGACCGCCUCUCUGUAUCUGAGAUGAGGAUCACUAAUGUUCCUCAUCCCCGACUCGAUAUUUGGAGCAUGGUCGAUGCAGUAAAAGAAGGAUGGGUUAAGAUGCAUUCAUUCUGUUUAUGCCAACUUUACAAAUCACGAUCAAGUGAGAUUCGCUUAUUCACGCCCUUGGCAAUCCUUGACGACCAAGGAGAUGGAGGAGUGCUGAUCGUUUGGGAUUAUCAAGAGUCUUUGUUCAUGUCUUACCCUAAAAAUUUCCUCCUUAACAAGGUUUCUGCAUACGCUCGUGUUGUUGCUUCAUCUUACUUCCAAACUCUUGUUCCGGUUCCCUAA
Molecule: messenger RNA, 984 nt
Organism: Camelina sativa (false flax)
Lineage: Eukaryota; Viridiplantae; Streptophyta; Magnoliopsida; Brassicales; Brassicaceae
Product: F-box/LRR-repeat protein At2g43260-like
Source: RefSeq, a predicted model, not a curated record